Vicia villosa (hairy vetch) is the source of this 409-nucleotide messenger RNA. RefSeq lists its product as uncharacterized. The coding region runs from base 155 to 409 and encodes 84 amino acids. The transcript is spliced from 2 exons. NCBI's taxonomy places the organism in Eukaryota, Viridiplantae, Streptophyta, Magnoliopsida, Fabales, Fabaceae. The record is from RefSeq and is a predicted model, not a curated record.
GCAAUUACGCAACGCGCUUUUCCUUGUUUUUACUUAUUCCUUUAAUAGAUCAUAUAAAAACAACUCAACCUCAACAUUCUAUCAUCUCAGAAACAUACAUAAAUUCUAUAUUUACUAUACAAUUCUUGAAUUUGUUGCCUUGCAAUUGAAAGAAAUGUGUCCACUUAGGUUUAUAUUGAUCUUCUUCUCUGCCGUACUGGCCGCUUAUUUGGCAUGGACCACCAUGAGCUCCACCACUACGGAGAUCGAUUUCACUUCUGGUGACCAUAAAGAUAAAUCCUCCUCAGAUAAAGAUAACUUCAGUACCAUAAAGAAUGGAUUAUGGGUACUCGUUGACAUGGCCAGUGGAAGGUAUCUCUGGAAAAAUUUGAGGUCCACAAAUGAUCAUGUCCAACUACAGAGCUCUUAA